Perca flavescens (yellow perch) is the source of this 1318-nucleotide messenger RNA. It is a transcript of the gene naf1, whose product is annotated as nuclear assembly factor 1 homolog (S. cerevisiae). NCBI's taxonomy places the organism in Eukaryota, Metazoa, Chordata, Actinopteri, Perciformes, Percidae. Gene Ontology annotation, biological process: pseudouridine synthesis; ribosome biogenesis; box H/ACA snoRNP assembly. Gene Ontology annotation, cellular component: sno(s)RNA-containing ribonucleoprotein complex. The record is from RefSeq and is a predicted model, not a curated record. Gene Ontology annotation, molecular function: RNA binding. The transcript has 10 exons. The coding region runs from base 86 to 1318 and encodes 410 amino acids.
UAGUUUGGUUAAUUUAGGUGGAGCUUAAACUGGAGUUUCAUAAGGUUCUCUGCUGCACAGAUCCAGUAGCCUUACCAACAAACAGAUGGAGGGAAAAUUAUCAGAGGAGAAUGGCCACGCGUUACCAGCGCAUAAGGAGGGGGAAGAGGAGAUGGAGGUUACCAUGACAACGCAACUAGAAAAUCUCAUCGUAACCCCCGCCAAUGCAGACCCCUCAUCAAAUACAGAAACCCAACCAGAGAAAACAGGAGAUGUACACACAGACUUGCCAGCAGCAACGCUUCCUUUACACAGUGUGUCUAAGACAGAGGACUGUGACGACGAUGAGUCAGAGGAUUCAGACAGUGACAGCUCUUCCUCCUCGUCCUCUUCGUCCUCUUCGUCCUCAUCCUCUUCUUCUCCCCCUGCCCCCGUUUUUGAGGAUGAUGAUGAGGGUUUCAGCCAACCGGCACCCAUCAAAACCAGGGAUGAAGUCCUGCUCGAGGAGCUGCCGGCAGUGGAGGAGGUGUCAGUGUCAUUACCAGAAGAUGCAGAACUGCAGCCUGUAGGAACAAUCUCCAGUAUUAUACAGCAACUUGUUAUAAUCCAGUCUCUGAAAGACACGCCCCCUCUGACUGAUGACAGCAUCAUCUUUAGAUCUGAUAGGCUGGCUGUUGGCAAGGUGUUUGAGGUGUUUGGUCCAGUGUCCAGUCCGCUGUAUGUUUUACGUUUUAACUCUGCGGACGAGAUAAGCAGCAAGGGGCUGACGGACGGACUGACUGUUUAUUACACACCGGCCAUCAAAGAGUACACAAAAUACAUCCUCACGCAACAGCUCAAAGUUUUUAAGGGAUCUGAUGCAUCCUGGAAGAAUGACCAAGAACCACCAGAGGAGGCUUUAGAUUAUAGUGAUGAUGAGAAAGAACAGGAAGCGAAGAGGAAAGGGAAGAACUCCAGAAAGAAGAGGGACAAUAACAACACAGAUAAUCCUACCCACGUUACCCAGAACACCUUGCUACAGCAGCGUAAUGCCAGAGGUUUCCCACCAAGACAUGCAGGAGCUCCACUCAGGCACCAGAACCCGAGGAAUAAACAGCCACAGUUCAGCCACACAGCCGCUCCACCCAGACACGUACUCCCACCACCCAGACACACACAUGUCUCUCCCAUGUACCCCCCCCCUCCCUGCCCCUACCCUCCUCCCCCUCAUCACAUUUUCCCCCCACCCAACUUCCCCCUAUGUGUCCUCAGGAUAGAAAUAAGAGCUUUGAGACGGCCUUCACGGAGGAUGGACAGAACCACUUCCGGUUCAUCAGAGGACCGAGGAGCUAUCCAAUAA